Cylindrotheca closterium is the source of this 759-nucleotide messenger RNA. The record is from the annotation of a GenBank genome assembly. NCBI's taxonomy places the organism in Eukaryota, Bacillariophyta, Bacillariophyceae, Bacillariales, Bacillariaceae.
AUGUCGGUUCCCGAAGAAUCAGUCGAGAAGACUAUAUACCUUAUCCGUCAUGCAGAAUCUGAAGAAAAUAGAAGGAUUGGAAGCUUGAAAAACUCUCUGAGGACUCUUGGUCGAUUCCGUCUACCAAGUCUGCAAGAUGCGAAGGCUGUAGGAGAACUGCUGAAUAUUCCUGCACAGAUUGACUCGAUAGUUAGCGAUAUUGGCAAGGAUCAAAUCAGUGACAUGAAGGCAAAGCUUGAUGCGGCAAAUUUCUUGGAGACUUUCAACGUAAAAUUGGUUGUGCAUUCUCCUUUGAUACGUGCAAGGGAAACGAGCGAGGGUAUGCUGGGGUGUGUUGCCCCCGAGACAAAGGUAGGCGCCGUAAAUCGAGUUGUGGAAUUGGCAGAAUUGAUAGAAAUGACGCCAAAAGAAUGGAUACCCAUGUAUCGAGGGCAAUUCAAGGGAAGAGUCGAAUUUUUUGAGAAAUGGCUACAUGACCAACCAGAAGAUACUAUCGCAGUUGUUGGUCACAGUGAAUUCUUCAAAGCCAUGUUGGGUCUAGAUUUUAAGUUUGGAAAUUGUGAUGUUUGGAAGUUGACCUUUAACUACUCGAAGAAAGGCCAAGAGAUGGAGGAUACAACAUCGGAACAAAUUUGUGCUCCCAAAAAGAAGCCAAGCAGUGCUGACUUUAAGGAAGGGGAGCAGCUUACAACAUAUAUCUUGCCGCCACAAUGGUCAAACGUUACAAAGAUAUAUACUGGAAAAAAAGUGGAAUCAUGA